AUGCAACUACGUAUACUUACUUUGAAUCUUUGGGGUGUGCGUUAUUUGGCCAAGUUAAUCGAUCAACGGAUUCAAGCCUUCGUCAAACAUUUACAUGAUACAGACACAAAAUAUGAUAUUAUUGGACUACAAGAAGUUUGGAGUAAAACGGAUUAUAUGUACAUACGCGAACAGAUCAAGAAUAUCUACCCGCACAGUUAUUAUUUUCUAAGCGGUCUGUUUGGUUCCGGCUGUUGCAUCUUUUCUAAACAUCCAAUCAUUGGAGUUUAUCAACAUUUGUACACAUUGAACGGUUUUCCACAUAAAAUUCAACAUGGUGAUUAUUUCGCCGGUAAAUUAAUUGGCCUAUGUAAAAUUUUAAUCAAUAAUUUCGUUGUCAAUGUUUACAACACACAUUUACAUGCUAAUUAUCAUCAUGUUAUACCACAGGAUAUCUACUUAGGACAUCGGGUAUGUCAAGCAUAUGAAUUAAUUCAAUUUAUUGAAAGUACUUCAUCGGCUGAAACCACACAUUUAACUAUUCUCCUGGGAGAUUUGAAUUUAACAAGCACGGAUUUAGGUUUUCAACUUAUUCGUGGUGUUUUACAACUGCGCGAUUGUUUUCUUGAUCGUAUCAAUAAAGAUGUUUGUGAUCCCACUGUUGGCAAUAAUGGCAUGACAUGUGAUUUACCUGACAAUCCAUACGUCGUUCCGCAUGUACAUCAAGGUGAUGGAGAACGAAUUGAUUAUAUACUCUUUCGAGCACGAAAUGAUAACGUCAGAUGUGUUGAAGCAUAUCCAACAUUGCAUAAAGUUCCGAAUAAUUCCAGUGGUCUCUAUUAUUCCGAUCAUUUAGCUGUUUAUGCUUUGCUUGAAGUAGAUGAAACUGCUCCAGAGAGGAUCAUUAAACCACUGGAAGAUGUAAAAAUAGCUGAUGAACAAACGCAAGAGAUUCUUCGUUCAGCAUGUAUAGUUAUUGAAGAAACAAUUCAACGUAUCCAACGUCAACGUUUAUAUUGUGCUAUCGGUGCAUUUAUUCUUGUUUUUAUUCUUUUCUUGAUUAACGGAAAUCCGUUAACUAAUAGUUACAUUUAUACAACGUUUACUAUCAUGAAAAAUCUUCUUUGCAUUAUUGGAAUUGCUGUAUGUGUGUGGUUUAUUUGUUUGGGUAAACCUGUCGAACGUAAUGCGUUAAGUGCAGUACAAAAUGCAAUGCGAGUGCGAUUACGGGCAGCACAUUUUACUUUUUAA
Molecule: messenger RNA, 1230 nt
Organism: Adineta ricciae
Lineage: Eukaryota; Metazoa; Rotifera; Eurotatoria; Adinetida; Adinetidae
Source: the annotation of a GenBank genome assembly